Molecule: messenger RNA, 842 nt
Organism: Leguminivora glycinivorella
Lineage: Eukaryota; Metazoa; Arthropoda; Insecta; Lepidoptera; Tortricidae
Product: isochorismatase domain-containing protein 1-like
Exons: 4
Coding region: 60-677 (205 amino acids)
Cellular component (GO): cytoplasm
Source: RefSeq, a predicted model, not a curated record
UCCUGUGCCAUUGCCGUGUUUAUUUUACGUAUUCGCCGGUCUCAAUAAUUUCUUCCAUAAUGGCUCGUAAUAUUGUAAAACUAGGUGCUCUGGAGGCUCAGAGGACAGCUUUCUUCUUGUGUGACAUCCAGGAAACGUUCAGGCCUCAUGUGAAACAUUUCGGCGAAGUCGUUAAAGUUGCUAAUAAAAUGAUGGAAGCAGCGAAACACUUCAAAAUCCCAGUCUACAUCUCAGAACAGUACCCCAAAGGGCUCGGGCACACAACUAAAGACAUCGAUGUAUGCAACGCAGCCCUAGUUUAUGAGAAGACUAAGUUCUCGAUGUACACUCCGGAGCUGCAGGAGAAGUUGAUGAAAGAUGUGCCGACGUUGGAGACGGUGGUGUUAUUUGGGAUUGAGGCCCAUGUAUGCAUCGAGCAGACGGUAAUAGACCUGCUGAAUGAGAACAUCGCAGUCCAUGUGCUGGCUGAUGGAGUGUCUUCCAGGUCUCUGAUGGACCGUGGAUUGGCUUUACAGCGUUUUCAAACAAUCGGCUGCUUCGUCGGAACUUCAGAAAACGUACUUUUCAAGCUGUUGAAGGACAAAAACAACCCUGCCUUCAAACAGAUCUCUAAACUCAAUGUUACACCCACUCCGGACGAAUUUGGAGCGAAGACUUUGGAAGAUAAAUUACAUUAAUAAGUGCAGAAAUGUUUCUGAAAUCUGUAAAAAGGAAGCACAAAUGUGAGUGUGCACGGAAAAACGUCCCACUUUGUCGAUUGCUAUAAAGCCGCUUUAUUAGUUCAAGCAAAGAGGAUCAAGUAUUAUAGAGAGUUACUGUCAAAGUAAAAUGUGUAAUCACCA